This is a messenger RNA of Clonostachys solani, 1470 nucleotides long. Lineage: Eukaryota; Fungi; Ascomycota; Sordariomycetes; Hypocreales; Bionectriaceae. The record is from the annotation of a GenBank genome assembly.
AUGCCCGAGGAGAAAUUUCAAUUUAUUGGCCAAAGCGGCCAGUUUAGCCAAGAUACUCAGGCGACAAAUAAAGUCGUCAGAGCGCAUGUGAUGCGCCGAUACAGGCGUCAGCAAAAGAAAAAACAACCAGUGUCGCCCCCUGGAAACAUCAAUACGGGACUGAGAAGGGGCUCUGGCACGACUGUGCCGUCAGAUCCAUGCCCUCAACCAAGCCCAGGGAGCGUCGCGGCGGAUUUCGUGACCAGCGAAGAUCCAUUCCCAGACUCUUCUGCGGCAUACCAAUCAGAUUCUCCACUGAGCGUUCAGACCUGGCUGGAUGGUGAGCUCGAUCCCUUUUCCAGCUUGCCCGUAGCGGCUGACUCGCGUUCGCUCAUGCUCCUUCAUCAAAACGCAAACUCAUUCAUUCGAACUUCGGUCCAUUCAGAUCCGAGUGAAACUUAUCGAAGUGUGUGUAGUAAGAACCCUGCGUGGCUCUUCAUGCAUCUUUUUUAUGCCGCCUCGCGAUUCUCGGAGGCUUUAGGAGAUUCUUCCUCCGUCGCACCGUAUUACCUGCUUCAAUCCAUAUCGGCAAUAAAUAGGACCAUCACAACAUCACCAGAGAUGAUUGACGAUGCAACCAUUGCUACUGUGGCAUGUAUAGCCAACGUGGAGAAUCUCAACGGGCGGGCUUCCAAUUCCAUCAUCCACAUAAAUGGCUUACGGCAGAUGGUACAAAUGAGGGGCGGCCUGGAAAAUCUAGGCAUGCGAGGCAUCUUACGUCGGAUGGUAUUGUGGUCAGACCUCCUCGCAAGCCUAAACUCCAGAACCGCACCUUAUUUCCCUGCCUACAAUACUGAGAAGCCGUUUCAACUGUGGCAGUUCACGCCAGUCGACAGCCGAGAUAGAUAUCGACUCAUACUCAACAAAUCAUUGGCAAAGAUGACCACCAGGAAGCAUCACAUCAACAUCAACGAGCUGUUACUUUCUUUGCACGAGCUGUCUACCUUUCUCAAUUUGAUUGGCAACCGGCCACUCCCAUGGGACGCCUACUAUCCUGACAGGGUGUACGAAGUUGAGUACUGUAUACUAUUAUCGCAAUUCGAUGACAAUCUUGUCACUGAAGUGGAUGCCACAGGAAUCGGGCAACUUCUGCUUCACGCUGCUCUCCUCUUUGUCUACACCAAUCUUCGAGAGACGCCUGUGGGAGGACGCAUACGACGCAAGCUGCUCUUCCGCUUGAUUUGUGCUCUUGAUUGCAUUGAUCUGUCGUUCCACUCAAAGACUUUUUGCCCGGAGAUUCUCUGGGCACUGCUCAUUGGGACUCUCGCGGCUACGGACCAAGCGCAAGCAGAUCUUUUAAAUACAGCCAAGGGAAUAUGUAUCGAAAACGGGAUUCACACGUGGAUGGAAGUUAUGGAACAACUGGAAGCAAUGCCAUCACUAGUAGAAAGUUGCAUGGUAAAAUGUAUGAACCUAUGGAUGGAUCCUUGA